GAUGCUUUGGCUUCUCACCCACAGCAACGCGCACACCGAUAGAGGGCGACGGACAAUUCUACUCGUGGACAAUCUCAGUUUAUUAUGGCUCUGCUAUCAGAGGAGAUGGACAGCGAUCUACUCCGUCUGUGGAGUUUAAUGAAUGAACUCUCAGAGCAGCUGAAUACCAACCGUGCUAUUGCGGCCACUUUGCAGCAGCAGGCUGCUCAAGCGAAGGGUCAGGCUUUGCAUACUGGUACAGGAUUCGUCCUUAGAAGAUUUAAUACCGAUUUAGCGAAAGAGGUCUUUGAAUCCGAACUGGAACGAAUGAAUGCAAGCUUGAUUAUCGAGAAUCAACAAUUACUGCACGAGAAUAAACAAAUCAACUCCCUCCUCAAAGAGUACGAGCAAACACUGGAAACUGUGAUGGCGAAGUUCAGAGCGCAAGCACAUGCCACACAGCGGCACGAGCUGACCCUCACUCGCCACUAUGAAUCGUUGCUUCAAGCUCGAGAAAACAACUCGUUGAAUCAGGACCUCGGUCUCUCGGUAUCCACAUUCGAGUCACUGACAAAAAUAUCAGAUCUACUCCGGAGAGCGUUAAGAUCUCUUAGUGGCGAAGAUCCAGACGCUGACGUUUCGCGAGAGGCGGAUAGAGUAGAUGGUUUGCAGUCUCCCGAGCACCUCAGCCUCUUCCACGAGGAGGUGAUGAGAGAGUGGGACAAAGCAGCGUCGUCGAAGUUGUCAUCUGGCUCAAUAAGGCGCGGACUAUUAUCAAAUAAUCGUGCGAGGGGUGGUAUAGGACGGGGAGCAUUCGCGCCCCACACGGCUUGGCUGUCUCCCGAUCCUCCGACGCAGAGGAAGGGCCCGAAUUAUUUCAAAGAGUUUCCUACAGCAUGAUACUCUGCACCCAUUCAGCUUGUGUGUGCAGGAACGGUCUGGCUUCACCCAAUUCACAUCAUUAAUAAUUAAUCGUACAAAGCAGUGAGUAAAGUUGGGACUAGGUCUAAGCCAGGCCCCGGUUUGCAUUAAUAUAGCCCGUGCCAAAACAUGAUACCAAGAUUUCAGUGCAGUUCUGAUCUUCUGGCUCAGCCGGCACGAUUUUGAAAGUUGUUCCGAAUAUAGCUUUUAUGUCG
Messenger RNA from Cantharellus anzutake, 1115 nucleotides. RefSeq lists its product as uncharacterized. The transcript has 5 exons. The record is from RefSeq and is a predicted model, not a curated record. Bases 85 to 879 code for a protein of 264 amino acids. NCBI's taxonomy places the organism in Eukaryota, Fungi, Basidiomycota, Agaricomycetes, Cantharellales, Hydnaceae.